UGCCUGUUUGCCCAUUCCCUGAGGAAGUUUUCCAUGAGGGACUGGUCAAUCGAACAGAAAUGGAUCUCCGUGUUGUUGCCUCUGCUUCUCCUCUAUAACGAUCCGUUGUUCCCGAUGACGUUCCUGGUAAACAGCUGGGUUCCUGGUAUCCUUGAUGGUGUGUUCCAGGCAUCCUUCCUGUGCGGACUACUCAUGUUUUGGCUGUGCAUAUACCAUGGUGUCAGACAGACUGACCGGAGAUUUGCCAAGUUUUACCUGCCGAAAUUUAUCAUCGUAGGACUGAUUUGGAUCACAGCGGUCACUCUAGCUUCCUGGCAGGGCUACAAUGAACUACAGGAUCCUACGUACUACUACCGUCUGGACACGACCAACUUCAUGGGUUUCAAGAUUUUCUUUUUCAUCGUUGGCGGCCUAUAUCUGUUAUACUUGCUAUACCUGCUGGUCCGAGCUUACGCUGAGCUGCGAUCCAUGCCUUAUUUUGAUAUCCGUCUGAAAUUUAUGACGUUGCUGAUGCUGAUAGUGCUGUCGAUAAGCGUGACGAUAACUGUGAUGCGGUUUGGGGCAGCAGCCCUCCAGGACAACUUCGUGGCGGAGCUCUCUACAAACUACGAAAACUCCAUUGAGUUCGUGUCGUUUUACGGUCUCCUGAAUUUCUACAUGUACACGAUGGCAUUUGUCUAUUCACCUUCCAAAAAUGCACAGUUUG
This is a messenger RNA of Mizuhopecten yessoensis (Yesso scallop), 706 nucleotides long. RefSeq names its product transmembrane protein 181-like. The record is from RefSeq and is a predicted model, not a curated record. The annotation marks the transcript as partial. The transcript has 5 exons. NCBI's taxonomy places the organism in Eukaryota, Metazoa, Mollusca, Bivalvia, Pectinida, Pectinidae. Gene Ontology annotation, molecular function: toxic substance binding.